Schistosoma turkestanicum is the source of this 10704-nucleotide messenger RNA. The record is from the annotation of a GenBank genome assembly. Lineage: Eukaryota; Metazoa; Platyhelminthes; Trematoda; Strigeidida; Schistosomatidae.
GUUUGACGGCAAAACGCGCUACUGAUGAGGAGGGCCAAAAGAGGAGGCCCAGGUGGAAGAAGUCACCCUUGGUUAAACCUCUGCAAAAACAAUUCAGAAUUAAGAAAGUUGUUACCAGUCUACUUUUCCAACAUUGCUCACAAUCAUAAUUUGGUGUCUUCGGAAUAUAGUGAAAACAGUGCGAGUGACAUCAAAUUGAAUACCCUAUGCAGUUCAUCUCAGAACCAACAAGGCGCUUUAAAGGAGAUCGGUAAUAGCUCAGGUGCUGGAAAAAUAAGAGAGGGCAGCUUUUCUCAACAUAGCUCUCUAUUUCACAUAGAUGAAGACGCUACAGCGAAAUUGCAUCAGCUUAUAAACUUUUCACUAAUAUCUAAGUCUCUAAAUCUUAGUCCUAUACACUGGAAAUCUGUUCCUCAACUUUAUGGUAUUAAGAACAAACACAAUUCUGCUAUUUGUGGAGUUGUAAUAAAAAGGAAAAAGAACAAAAAGACCUCUCAAGCUUCUAUUUCCGGACGUACAUCAGUGGAAAAACGCAAAGAGAAAAAGAAGUUUAUUAAAUCAGAGGAUGCCAACGUACUCCCUCAGUCAACUGAAAAGCACACAAAUACUUCUAAACAAUCUAUUGCAGUCAAAAAUAUCGAAUCAAAAAAUGUGAGCCGUCAGUUACCAACUGUAUCUGAAGAUAAUGUAUCUGAGGACCUGACAUCCUCUUCAGUUGGGAAGCGCCAACGACGUCUCACGGCUAGAGCCGCUGAAGCAAUAGCACAAGCGUCUCUGCGAAAGUCUCGAAAAUCUUUAGCCGGAAUUUCAUGCAACAAAAGUAAAGUCUUUUCCGAUGAUGAGAAACCAGGAUCAGAGAACGAAAACAAAACUGUGGAUGCGUUUAAAACUACCACUAAGGAAGUAGCAAGUAACAUCAUCACUCCUAAUAAACAGUUUGAUCCUCCUGCCACAAGUCCAUGCGGUAAAGCCAUAUUACCUUCAAAAGAAGGAAAAAUCGACCUGAAAACGAAAGAUAAUAAAUCUUUGGAUGCGACCAGCAAAAAUGUGUCUUCUCCUACACCUACAGUAGUUGGUGAGUGUACUUCCGCACCAGAAAGCUCAUGUAAUGAAACCCUAAUUGUACCUGAUCCGUUGUCUCACAUAGACAAAGACAUAUCAUUAAACCUUGUGCGAAAUGAGAGUUUUAGUGAAAUCACAACGGUUGAAUCCACUACAGAAGACCAACUUCACGAUUUAGUGACAAAUCCAUCUAGCAAUAACGAACAUUUGCCAGAUAUUCGCAAAUCAGAAAGCCACAACGAAUCGUUAGGUGUUCUUGAUGAUUUAAUUAAAGAAACCCUGACAGUUUUGGAAAGUAAUCCAGUCGAACAGCAGGAGAUAUGUGGGGUUAAAAGUCCAUACAUUCAGCCCUCUUCCGAUACCUUAAUAACCAAAGAAAGCAGAAAUCAAGCAGAGAUGUCCGAUGGGUUGAUCAGUAAGACAACAGUAGAAGGCGAAAUACUCGUUCAAAAUGAUCUUGUUACUAAAAUUCAACUGGAAUCGCUUGGAGAAAAAGAAUCAGAGGUUUUAGUUAAAACAGAUGUAAACUUUGAAACUAAAGAAACUAAGCUUAAUGAUGAAGCUUCAGAUAUUAAUGGUCAAGAGCAAGCUGAAGUGAAUGAUGAAAAUGACAAAAAUAUGGAGUCGAAUUCAUUUGAGGAUUCCGCAAGUACACCACCAAUGAAAUCUGAUGUACAGGUCCCUACAGCUACUAAGCUUACCAAAUCUAGAGCUCAUAAACGUAGCCCAUCUCCAACCGAUGUACCCAUUAUUCGGAGUAAACGUCGUUUGAAAGUUAAUCAUCGUUUUCUGGAUGAUUAUGAUGGCUACUUAGGCUUCAUAAGUGGUGGACGUCGAAGUAGAGCUUCCUCAGAGGUAAGUAAUGGUUCUGAAGGUAGUAGUAGUCGGAAUAUGGAACAUUCCACACGAACUACUCACACAGCCUUAUGUCACGAUAAGAAGAAUUCAAAUGAGAAAGUGAAGAAAGUCAGUCAUAGGAAUUUGAUUGAAACUUCAACUAAAUCAUCUAAAGGAUAUAAAUCAAAUGAUAUUAUGAAUAGUAAACACGAAGACAAAAAUGGAAAUCGACCAGUUACAGGACUUAGACCUCGUGUAAAGCAAGUCAGCAGACCAUCUAUUAAUCGUGAAGACAGUCGUUAUUCAUCGACUUUAUCGGCUAUGAUACACGCUGCGCGUUUAGCCGCUGUUGGCGCUAAGGUUCCUGGAGGUGUUAGUCCUGUGCAUGCAGCUUUAGCUGCUUCUGCUGCUCAUUCAAAUAGGAUGAAAGAGAAGCAUCCUGCUUCCAAACAGGACGAUGCUCAAGUAACUGGUCAAUCAGUUGCUCUACAAAAUGCACUUCAUCCUAAUAGACCUGGGUCUACUAGUCAACAUUCAACGCAUUUACCGAAUCGUUGCGGACAAUGUCCAGCAUGUUUAGGACUUAUUCAACCGUGUGGACGUUGUAAUGAUUGUCGCUUGGUUGACAGUAAUGAUCCACGAGGAAGACCUUGCAGGGAACUCAUAUGUUUUAGACGUCGUGCUGCAGCUGCCGCUUCUGAUCAAAAUAUAAAGUCAGGUCCAAGGGUUAAAUUUCCAUCAAAUUAUCCUUCACCUGGUUCAACUUCCAACUUACCUAUCAGUGGAUAUAAAGGUGCUUUAUCAAUGAAUCUUACUAAUCAUACAAAUAAUCGAUCUAAUCUUAGUAAAUCUGAAGAUGAACCUGAUGAAUCAGUUAGUUUAUUACAAACUGUACCUGGAUUAGCACAACAACUUGAGCUAGAUGCAUGGUUACCGUCUAGUCAUUCUCGAAAAGUUCACGCCAAUGGAUUAAAUCAUUCAUAUCGUCGUAAGCAUAGAAAUCCUGUAAACAAUAUAAAUGUUGGUCCUGAGCUUCAAGUCACACCUGUUCGUGGUGGAGAUAUGGGUAUGCAUUUCAAUUCAAUUGUUGAAGAGAAUGAUGAGAAUGAAGAUUUAGAUCGUGUCCGUCCAGUUGAAGGGGAAGUAAUUGACAGUGAUUUAGCAACCCAAGGAGGUUAUGCAAUCGUAACGACGUUGGCAGCUGCCCCACCCAAAGAAAUCUGUUACGCGUGUGGCAGCGGUGGAGGUCAGUUAUUGUUCUGUGUAUCCUGUGCUGAACCUUUCCAUUUCUACUGUAUUGAACGACAAUUCAGACCUCGUAGAAAAGAACAUUUUAUAUGCCGAAAUUGUACUACAUGUAAAGUUUGUCGUCGUCCAGCUUCAGAUCUACGUUGUAUACGUUGUUCUACUGGUUAUCAUCCAGAUUGUUUAGCUGAUUUUCCUCCAGCUAAAACUAGUCAAAGAGGGUGUUGGACUUGUCCUGAAUGUUCAAUUUGUUUACAUUGUGGAGUUAGAGCUUGUAAACCAGCUGAAACCAGUGAUGGUACUACACCUAUUUCAACAGUUCGUGGAAGUUAUACAGCCUGGUCACAUGAAACAAAUAAAUGUGCUGCUUGUAGUCAGGCAGAAUCUAAAGGUGAUGUUUGUCCAGAGUGUGAUCGAGCUUAUUUACCAACCACUAAACAAAUGAUCCAAUGUGAUAGCUGUCAACUUUGGAUGCAUCGAACAUGUACAAAAUUAACUGUUGAUGAAUAUGAAUUAAUUGCAAGAAUGCCAGCUGGACAAUUGAGUAAAUUUGUUGUCACUUGUUCUAUUUGUCAAAAAGAACAAAAAUCUCAACAAAACAAAUCAAAUACCUCACGUAAUAAUAAUACUGAUGCUUCAUCUAAACAACAAUUAGAUUUUACAGAUCAAACUGCAUCGGAUGAUGAUGAUGAUGAUGAUGAUAAUGAAAGUGAAUUGAGUGAUGAGAAUAAAGAUGAUGCAGAUGACGUGUCAAUGACAAGUCGAAGUAAACAUUCUUCCCAUAAUAAUAAUAAUAAUAAUAAUAAUAAUAAUAAUAACAAUGAUAAUAAUUCUAAUCCUAAUCAUAAUGGUGCAAGUCAAUUACGUAUUUUAGCACAAGAUACACUAAUGGAAAGAAUGGCUGGUUUAGUGCAAACUUGUCGUAAAUCGAAUCGUAUCGAUCAUCAUAGUGUUGGUGGUGGUGGUGGUGGUGGUGGCAGUAAUUCAUCAAUGAAUUCACCAUCUUCAAUUUUUUUUCAUAGUCCAACGAAUACAAUGGCUAGUUCCAGUGGAAAAUCACCUAGUUAUUGGAGUAAUAAUGGUAAUUAUAAAGAUGAUACAACAACAGGUAAACAAUAUCUACCUCAGUAUGAUGGAGUAUGUGAUUCCGAUUCUGGCGAUGAAUUAACUGCUGCCGUUGAAGCUGCUGCUUCUUUAUGGGAACCAACUGUUGUAGAACAUGCAAAAUUCGAUUCGAUUACAGUUAAUUCUAUGCCUAUUGUAGCAGCAUCAGAUAAUUUAAUAAACGAAUCAGUUGAUCAUCAUCAUCAGCAACAUCAUCAUCAUCAUUCUGAUAAUUUAUCAUGUGAAACUGUUUACAAUAAUGACACGUUUAAUAAUAAUAAUAAUAAUACAACUGAUGUUUCUUCAGAUCCAAUUGAUGAUAAUCAUAACUUAUUAUCUUAUUUAACAUCAUCAUCAUCCACAACAACAACAACAACAACACCACAAUUAUGUUUACCAAUUGAUACUCCUUAUAAAACAUCCAAUAUAAUAAUGGAUGCCAUUAGAAAUACAUGUGAACAUUCUAUUCCGCCAAAUGAAACUCUAUCUAUUAUACCAAGUCAACAAUUACCACUUACUGUGAAUACAUCACCAUCACUAACAUCAUUACAUAGAACUGAAUCUAGUCUAAUUCAAGAAUCAUCAAUGAAUGAUGCUAAUUUGCAUCAAACUAGCCGUAAACGGUAUAAUUCAUCGAAUUCAUCCAAUUCACGGUAUUAUCAUCAAAUUUGUUCAAAUCCACCACCGAUCAAUGCACAUUGGUUGGUUGAUAAUGAAUCAGAACAACUUUGGACAAGUCCGCGCUCAUUAAUUUAUCGUUUACUUACGAGAAUUCUUCAACGUCUGUCUGCUCAUCCAGUCAGUUCACCAGCAGCUGUCGGAUUAAGAAGACUUCUUCGUUGGCUAUCUUCUAUGACAGAUAUUCUUUUUCCAUGGCUUAAUAUAAAUGAAAUGGCUAGUGAUGUUCGUGAUAUUCUACGUCAAUCCAAUGGCAACUUCAGUGAUGUUGUUAAACAUUUUCAUGAACGUUCAUUAAUUGAAAUUCAUGAAUUAAUUUGUCCUGUUAUAGCUCGUUUAAAUGAAAAUUGUUCACGUAUUCGAAAUCUUACAUCUGGUCAAAUUGUGAAUAGUGUAAAUUCUAUUUCAACAUGUUAUUUACACAUUCGUGAACAUUUAAAAGAAUAUCAUCCAAAAUAUCAAUUGUAUGAAUCAUCAGAUAUGGAUCCUUUAGAAUUUACUAAACAAUUCUUGUCUGUAUGUAAACGGUCUCGUUGUCAACGUCCACAUGAAGUGGAAAUGCUUGAACAAAUGAAACAAAGUGCUCGUGAUGAUCAAUGGAUUGAACAUUGGUCUUCAAUUGAAGAAGAAAUGGUUGUAAAGAAAUUUCAAAAUCAUUUAAUCAAAUUGUACAGAAAACGUCUACAUGAAUUAUCAAUCACAUCAUCAUCCAAACGUAUAGAAAGUAGUAAUCCAACUAAUAAUGAAUGUAAACCGAUUACAUCUGUGUGUAAUUCUUCUUCAGACAAUGUAACUGAUAUGCCGAAUAGUGAUAGUAAUUCUGAAUUAGUUCAGUUAAAUUCAACAAUUGACACCGCUAUUAUAGAUAACAAUCUAGAAUCAUUUAAUCCUAAUGAAAUGAAUAAAAAUGAUCAUGAAUUCGAUAAAACAAAUACAGUAAUAAUAAAUAAAGAAGAAUUAAAUCAACAAGAUUCUAAUAUUCCUGUAAAAUCAUUAUCACUUAUCAAAGAUGAUAGUGGUGAAAAUAAAUCCACCACAGAUUUGUUAACUUUAAAUUGUGAACGUUAUUAUUUUGCUUUGGAUAAAUUUUGGAAUGAAGAAGAGAUAAGAAAACCAAUUGUUUUAUCUGGUCAUAUUCCAUCAUUUCGUUUAGUUGAUCUUGAUGAAGAAGAAGAGUUGAAUAAAAAAGUUACCGCUGAUGCUUUACGUAAACAUUUAAUUGAUGAUUUGUCAGAUGAAGAUCCAAGACGUUGUUUAUUAUGCGGUUAUCAUGGAGAUGAUAAUAUUGAAGGACGUUUGUUAUACACAGGAUCAGAUACUUGGGUACAUAUAAAUUGUGCCUUAUGGUGUAAUGAUGUUUAUGAAGAGGAUUCCGGCGAGCUAAUUGGUUUGUCAGAUGCUAUUCGCCGAGGUCGUACCAGCAAAUGUACCGAUUGUGGUAAAUAUGGUGCAACACUCUAUUGUUCUAAUCCGAAAACGGAGAUUUGUCCUCUAGCAAUGUUAGUGUCAUCCAAUAAUUGUGAUUUAGACUGCUUUGGUGCUGUACAUUUUUCUUGUGCUCUCAGACGUUGUCCUCCAUUGCCACGUUGUGUUUUUACUGCUGAUCGUUCUUGGUUUUGUUCUCCAGUCUGUCAUCAUACAGUUAUGAAUCAGCGCCUAGCAGAAGCUUUACAUUCACUAAAAAAGUCAUCUAAAGGAAAUCAUGACAGAAAAUUCGGAUAUCCUGAAUCAUGGGAUCAUUCGUCUGAUGAAGAGUUUUCAAUUGAUUCAUGUAAUCCAGCUGAUUUUAUAGAUAAUCCUUCAUUUGCAGCAAUGGAAGAAGCUAUUGCUGAUGAUUUAGAACCAAUUGGUCUAGGAGAUUUACUUGUUUGUCGUCGUGUAUUUGUCCCAUCCGAUUGUUUCGCAGCAUCAGUGUAUCCUCAGUCAAUAAGUGGAAAUCUUAUUUCAAAUAAUCUACUUAUGAGUGAUAAUGAACAUUCUGAAUUAAUAAGAGCUGCAAAAGAAGCUGUAUCUACACUUUCAGUCUCACCAAAUUCACUUUCCUUUCUUCGUAAUAAUGGAAUUUCUGCAAACAAUCUUGUCAUCACUGUAGGAUCUUUACGUGUUGAUAGAUUGGGAGAGGUUCGUGAAGCUUCAGACUCUUUGGCCAUGGCUAGAUGGAUUCCAGGCUCUUUGGAAGAACGUAAUACAGUCACACAAAGUAAUUUCUUGUGCCCUAUAAACUAUCGCGCAAGGCGAAUCUAUUGGAGUUGGUCAAAGUUGGAUUCUCGUAUACCGUAUACUCUUCAAGUAAAACAAAGUCAAACGGUACAUACAACUUCUGGUUACAUGGAAGCAUGUCCUACUUCGCAUCCAUCUUCUCAUACAACUGCCAACUCUAAUAAAUCUUUUCUAUUGUCCAAAUUGCCUGUUGGAAAUUCGAUUAAUCUAACUCCAGCUCAUAAAAAUCCUCGUUUAGUGAAUAUUGAUCAUCGUUUCAGACAGCUAGCUCCUUCAUUAAACAAUAAUAGAUCUUUACCUCGUAUCUUCCCGUCUAGUACUAAUUCUAUUCUUUCCAUUACUCGUAAUAAUAUUAACAAUAAUGUUAAAAGUAUUAACAAAACUGUAUCUUCAGUUCAAGAUUCUUCCAAAAUGUUAUCAGCUAUUCUAACUAAUAAUCCAUCGGUUAUUUCUUCUCAAACUGGUUAUGAACAACCUUAUGCAAUAGGUCAUCAUCAUCCUAUUGGUGGUCAUUUAGUGAAUAUCACAUCCUAUUCAAGUUUACCAGUUAGUGGUUAUCAGUUUGUAUCGAACACAAUGAACAAUUCGAUAAAUCAAGGACAAAUCAUUCAAUCGUCUAAUUUAGCAACUGGUCAAAAUUCAUCAUUGAAAAUACUCAACACUGUAUCACUUUGCCCUCCAUCAAAUUUACAACAGAAUUUGAAACAACGGCAGCUGUUACCAACACCGCAAAAGCAUAUGAGCCCAGCUUAUAUUACGUCACAGACACCUACUACAUUCGAUAGUAUAAAUAGUAAUACACUUACGGAAUCAAACUACAAAAUUGGAGUUGAUUCUGCUAUAGUUCCUGGUAAUGCACAAUUCAAUAAAACUAAUCGUAUCAAUAUGAUUUCUGUCAAUAAACAACAAACACAACGGCAACAACAAAAAUCUCAAUCAAAGAAUGUAUAUAAUGGAAAAACAAUUAUUUUACCUAAUCAAUUUCAGUCAAAUAUUAUCUCUGUUAAUAGUAGUAAUCAUAUUAACAAUACUAGUAAUUUAACUUUAUCUCCUGCACUAAUCCCUAAACAUCAAUAUAAUGGUGAUAAUAUGGUUGUUACAUGUCCUAUUGGUACUCCUGUCAAUCCGAUUACAAUUAAUACAACUAUGAAUAAAUCAUCAACUUUAUCACAUAAUAAACCUAUCGGAACCACUGUUAUACGUAUACAAAAUGUUCAUUCUAAUCAAAGAGGCAGCAUAUUAACUACACCAACAAAAGAUACACAAUUAGCAACACAAUUAGAUGGUUUAUUCGAAAAUAUUAGUCAUGUCGGUGGUGGUGGUGUUAGUCAAAAUAAACGAACCAUAGUUUCACCAAAUUUAUCAUCCAAACCGGAACAUCAACUACUUCCUCAAUUCGAUGGUACUGGUGAUGAUAAUGAUGAUCCAGACUAUCGAUCUGGUUCUAUUCGUAAACGUUUGCAUAAAACUCGUUCAUCCUCUUCACUUGCCUCCUCUGAUAGUUCAUCAUAUUCAUCUAGAACAGCAGCUUCUGGACGUAGUCAAUCACAAUUACCAAAUAAUCGGUUGCAUAAAAAUGAAUUGUUAAUUAAAGCAAGUAAAAAUGCUCGUGUUACAACACCUGAUCCUUCGUCUACUAAACCUUCAGGAAAACGACGUUGGAUUGAAGAUCGUAUUCGACAACAAGAAUUGGCUCAUUUAGUAUCGAAAGCUAAACAAGCUAAUCAUGCUCGUCUUUAUCAGAAUGAAGUUGAGAAACAUGCUAGAUCAUUUCGUCUUACCUUUUCCAUUGAUGGUAUCGUACGUUCAGCUAAUAGUCCGAUGGCUGCUUGGCGUGCAGUCAUUAUGCGUGUUUCAGCACUACGUGAAAAACAAGGACUAAAGCCGCUUAUUUGUACAGCCAUUGAUGGAUGGACACAGUUUGGUUUAAAUCAUCGUUAUGCCAUAUUUCUAAUUGAACAAAUGCGUGGAGCGCUUCAUUGUUAUCGUUAUAGAUUUCGAUAUCAUUGGCAAAAGAUCGAUCGAUUACGUCAAAAGUUCACUCCUCCUGUACCUUGUUCUGAAGGUUGUGCUCGUGCCGUCCCAUGGACUAAACCUCGUCGUCCACGUAACCAUGCCCAUGACCCUCUUGGGUUUCUUCAUUGUAAAGCUAAUCCUCCUCCACGACCUUUAGUUAGCGCUAAUGAUGAUAAUCUACUUCCUUAUAAUGAUCCAUGCUUAGGCAGUACAAAUGAGCCAACUAAACUGUUAUCUCCUAACGAACAAGCCACUUGUAGAGAAGCUGCUCGUCAAGCUGCUCUUUUAGUUGCAACACAACUUAAGCUUCCUCAACGUUUGCGUAAAUCAUGUAUAGCCAAAGCGGUUGUACGUGCAACUGGCAUACCAUUACAGUCUACACCACCAAAAUCAGCAGAUGGUAACGAGUCAACCAAUCCUACUGAUCAGUUGUUUGGAAUAAAUUAUUCUGAUGAUGAAGACAACUGCUCAGUAUCCUCGAAAUAUGACGAUGAAGAAGGAGGAGAAGAAGACGAUGAGGAUGAGAAUGAUGUAGGAACAGUUGCUACACAAUUUAGUCGAUUAUUAUCUGGACCAUUGGCUCGAUUUUAUCAUGUCUCUGUACAUCCAUCACGUAUACAUGGUCGUGGUUUAUUUGCUUUACGAGAAUUUCGUGAAGAUGAAAUGGUUAUUGAAUAUACUGGUGAAUUAAUACGAAGUAGUAUUUGUGAUGCUCGUGAAUUAAAAUAUAGAGCAACUGGUGUCGAUUGUUACAUGUUCAGAAUAGAUCCAGAUUGGGUGAUUGAUGCUACUUACGCUGGAAAUGCUGCACGAUUUAUCAAUCAUGCAUGUGAUCCUAAUUGUUAUGCUAAAGUUGUGUCGAUCGAUGAUAAAAAGCAUAUUGUUAUAUUAGCUCAACGAAAAAUUUAUCCUGGUGAAGAAUUGACGUAUGAUUAUCGUUUCCCCAAAGAAUCCGAUAAAUUACCGUGCAAUUGUGGCAGUUAUUCUUGUAGAAAAUAUUUAAAUUAAUUCUUUCUAUCAUUUAUCAUCUAUACGGCAAAAAAGAUAGGGAAAGAUACUACUUUUAAUUUCUGUUAUAUAUUAUAAAUAUCUCUGUGUACCUAUGUAUGUAUUUAUGUGUGUGUGUGUGUAUUCUUCUACUGUUUCAAUCAUUAUACACAGAGUUAGUUGCCUUUUUCGCUUUGUUCUGUUACUUUUUUAUUUUAUCUACCGGUUGAAUGUUAUAUAUAAAUAAAUAUAUACAUAUGUAUAACUUGUCAGAUUUUAUUGAGAAAAAAUUCCACUGAAAAAUCAUUGUCUCUUUUUAUGUACAAAAAAUUAUGAGGCUACAACAAAUCACCUCCUCCUCCUUUUUUAUUUUUAAUUUCGUGCAUUUCAUAAUUUUUUUUGAAAAAAAAGAAUAUUAUUAUUAUUAUUAUUGUCAUUAUCGAAUUGUAUUAUUCAUUUGGUUUUUUUUAUGUAAACGAAACAAUAGUAGUAUGUAUAUUUCAUCACUAUUAUAAUAUAUAUUAUAUCUAUCUAUGUAUGUAUAUAAUUAUACUG